UUUCUCCUUAAUAUAAUGUGAACUGAAAGGAGUCUGCACAUACCACCAGAACAGUCAGCAUGAGCAGUGAUGAAACAUCCCAGCAAAUGGCCUGCAGCAAAAGACAACAUGACUGUGAAGAAAAGGUUCAAAACAGCAUGGAGCACUUGCCUGCUGAGCUUAUGACCGACUUGAUAAAAGAGAGUGAAGAGCAGAUCAAGGAUAAUGGAGCAUCUGAGAAAAAGUGUGUUGAAGGUGUGCUGGCAGGUGUGUCUCUGGCUCCUGCUCAAUCCCUUUGGACCACAGAGGCCAGUGGAUCAGUUCAACUCCGAAUAGAUGAACUCUGUCCACAGGAACCCAUCACAGUGCAUCAGAUGUUCAUGAACUCAGUUCAGAAAUAUGGGAAUUUGCCUGCUUUAGCAAGCAAGAGAAAAGACAAAUGGGAAAAGAUCACAUUCUCUGAAUACUACAAUUGCUGUCGGAUGGCUGCCAGGAGCUUUCUGAAGUUGGGCCUAGAACGUUUCCACAGUGUGGCCAUUUUGGGAUUCAAUUCAGCAGAGUGGUUCAUUUCUGCUGUUGGAGCUAUCUUUGCAGGGGGUUUAACAACAGGAAUCUAUACCACAAACUCACCAGAGGCCUGCCUUUAUGUGGCUAGUAAUUCAAGAGCAAAUAUCAUUGUUGUGGAUAACCAAAAGCAGUUGGAUAAAAUUUUGCAGAUAAAAGAUAAUCUGCCAAAUUUGAAAGCCAUUGUGCAGUAUUCUGGAUCUCUGCAGAAGAAAUUUCCAAAUCUCUAUUCAUGGGAGGAGUUUAUGGGUCUUGGCCUGGACAUUCCUGACAAAGCACUCGAUGAUAUCAUCAGCAGCCAAAAAGCCAACCAGUGCUGUGUGCUUAUCUACACAUCUGGAACCACUGGCAUUCCAAAAGGAGUUAUGCUCAGCCAUGACAACAUCACAUGGACGGCUCAUCAUGCAAGCAGGGCUGGAGACAUGCAGCCUGCUGAAAUAAAACAGGAAUCCUUAGUGAGCUACUUACCACUCAGUCAUAUUGCAGCUCAAAUCUAUGAUCUGUGGACAGGGAUCCAAUGGGGGGAACUGGUGUACUUUGCCCAGCCUGAUGCCCUGAAGGGAAGUUUGGUGGGCACUCUAAGAGAGGCUACCCCUUCGUCCCACAUGGGAGUUCCUCGUGUGUGGGAAAAAAUAAUGGAGAAAGUAAAGCAGGAAAUCUCACGCUGUGCAUAUCUGAAAAGGAAACUGGUGACUUGGGCAAUAUCUGUUGGUUUGGAGGCUAAUCAAAAAUGCACAAAGGAUGAGGAGAGGUCAUUUCUCUUCACUCUAGCAAAUUCCCUGGUCCUAGAGAAACUUCGUGCCGAACUGGGCUUCUCUUGCUGCCAGAAGUUCUUCACUGGGGCAGCUCCUCUCGGAAGUGAUACAGUCCAGUUUCUCCUUGGUCUCAACAUUCGGUUAUAUGAGGCCUAUGGCAUGAGUGAGAGCACCGGACCUCACUUUAUGUCUGGGCCAGAAACGUACAAACUGUCAAGUUGUGGCAAAGUGCUUCCUGGCUGUAGGCACAAACUAGCCAACACAGACGCGGAUGGCUGUGGGGAGAUUUGCCUGUGGGGCCGUAAUGUCUUUAUGGGGUAUGUCAAUAUGGAGGACAAGACAGUGGAAGCCUUUGAUGAGGAUGGCUGGCUACGUUCUGGAGAUUUGGGCAAAGCAGAUGAGGAAGGUUUCCUUUACAUCACUGGAAGGAUAAAGGAGUUAAUAAUUACUGCUGGUGGAGAGAAUGUCCCUCCAAUUCCCAUAGAGGAUGCGGUGAAAAGGGAGCUUCCUAUUAUCAGCAAUGCCAUGUUGAUAGGGGACAAGAGGAAGUUUCUGUCUAUGCUGCUGACACUAAAGUGUGUCACCAAUAUUGAAACCAUGGAGCCCACUGAUGAUCUUAGCUCAGAAGCUGUGGAAUACUGUCAACAGCUUGGUAGCCAGGCAACAAAAGUUUCAGAUAUAACUGGUGGAAAAGACAAGCUGGUGAACAAGGCUAUUCAGGAAGGCAUUGCUCGGGUCAAUGCCCAGGCCAUCUCCAAUGCCCAGCGCAUUCAGAAAUGGACAAUUUUAAAGAAAGACUUUUCAGUACCUGGAGGAGAGCUUGGUCCAACAAUGAAACUGCGACGACCAGUAGUCCUAAAGAAGCACAAUGAUGAAAUAGAAACAUUCUAUAGAGAAUAAAACAUUAGUCACAGCUUACUACAAACUAGAAGCAACCACUGGUUCUAACAAACCUAACAGAAAUAGCACUUAAAGCUAUAUACCAGUAAUACUAAGUGCCAUUAACUUCAAAAAGCCAGAAAUCUGUUUGUUAGAUGUAUCUUCAUUAUGUGAAAUAUUCCUGUUUCAUUUUCCAUGUCUAUACCUGAACAAAUUAUCAAGUAAAUACACUUACAUCAAAUUUAAUAUGAUAUGUGCUUUUUGUGGCUAUGGUCACACUGGAUACAACUGGUCUUGCAUUACUGGAAACACUGUGCAGUACAGCACUUGCUGCAUCCCUAUGAGAUUUAUUAAUGCAUAUUCCAAAAUACAUUAACAUCUGAAUGAGAACAAAUAAUGAUGCGUUGAGCACAGGAACAGCUGUUUUAAUCCGGUUAAAUUAUGGGGAAAUCACAGUGAGCUUGCUGGAUGAUUCAUAAACCCUUUUUAAUAUUCCAUAACAAUUCAAUAUACCAUUUAUCACUCUUUAUACUUAAAAAAACAACAAAUGUUUACAUUGAAAAUGUCAGUAACUUUAAUGUUUUUCAUCUUAAAUUGAACAAGAUUAUGCUUGCUAUUAACUGAAUGAUGAAGUUGUAAACUUAUGAUAAAAUAUACUGGACAAGAGAAUAUUUCCAGUCAAUAAAUAAGAGAUAUCUUAGGCUAUGCAAUUUCCUUUAGACAGAAAAGGCCUCACAUGAAUACAACAACAAGACAAGAUUUUAAAGAUGUGUGUGU
Pygocentrus nattereri (red-bellied piranha) is the source of this 2954-nucleotide messenger RNA. It is a transcript of the gene acsbg1, whose product is annotated as acyl-CoA synthetase bubblegum family member 1. Gene Ontology annotation, cellular component: endoplasmic reticulum; membrane. The record is from RefSeq and is a predicted model, not a curated record. The coding region runs from base 60 to 2198 and encodes 712 amino acids. The transcript has 14 exons. Lineage: Eukaryota; Metazoa; Chordata; Actinopteri; Characiformes; Serrasalmidae. Gene Ontology annotation, molecular function: long-chain fatty acid-CoA ligase activity.